Molecule: messenger RNA, 4797 nt
Organism: Spizellomyces punctatus DAOM BR117
Lineage: Eukaryota; Fungi; Chytridiomycota; Chytridiomycetes; Spizellomycetales; Spizellomycetaceae
Exons: 28
Coding region: 50-4720 (1556 amino acids)
Biological process (GO): signal transduction
Molecular function (GO): guanyl-nucleotide exchange factor activity
Source: RefSeq, a predicted model, not a curated record
AUUCAACUUGGCUUCCGACUAGGUUUAAUUUAUUACGAACAAAAGAAACAUGAUUCCUGCUCUUUUCGGAGCCAGGAGCCGUGAAUCUCUUCAGAAAGUGCGAGAGGAUGAAGAGUAUCGCACAGCCUGUUCCAAGCUUGUGGCAGCGGGAUAUCGCUUCUCUCCUGCUUCGUCCUUGGGAAAAUCCCCAUCCCAAAGAAGCGUUGCUACACCAGUGAGAGCCCCGUCGCAAAAAUCAGCUGCGAGUUUGGAAAAUGUACCAGAGGAGCCUGUAUCGCCAUCUUCUCACAAACCAUCCUACUUUGGCCGCCGCAAACCCAAGUCGUCUACGACAUAUAUUGCAAUGCGAGAGAAAAUUGGCCCUGUGUGCAUAUCGCUAAAGUCCUUGGAGAGCGAGAAAGACACUAUGCUAGCUUAUGUUCGCACUAAAUACGGUUUCAACGUCCAUACCUUCAUUGAAGAAAAGAUAGAAGAAUACCCAGCCGCCGUGGCUGCACUUCGCGAGUACUUACGUCUUCCAUAUGUCUUGUGCGGGCUCCGGGAGGAUAAGGUCCUAGCGGCCCCACAUGGCACAGCCCAAGAGAUGGACUUGAUUGAUGCAAUGGGUGUAGAGAUUGUGAAUAGCGCACAUGCUGUCAAGAAGCGAGAUCUGGAUAAUGCCCUCUUGGAACUGGAUGCCCUUCGGAUGCGAAAACUUGAUCACGUUGUGAUUGAUAUCAUCUUAGCCCAACGGGACGCAACAGCCUCGCUUUUAAACUCAUAUGAUGGGCAAAAUGGGUUCAAAGUACCUCUUACCCUUGGUGUAAAGGCGGAUGAGCUAGUCAAGCCCAUGGAUGACUCGCGAACUUUUAGAGAUCUCGGGCUCAUAUUUCAGAAGAUGAAAUCAGGGCCACCUCGCAGUUCGAGCAAUGUGGAGAUCAAGACGCAAGCAGCUGUGAUUGACAAGUCAAAAGUCACUCAAGCCAUUUACGAAAUAUUUGAAGUCGAAAAGAGUAACUUGAAAAGGUUGAAAGUUCUUGAAACCCAUUACAAUGAACCCGUAUGGAAGAAUUGGCAAGAAGCAGAUUUCGCAAGCCCCAGUUUUGCUAGAAGCGGCUGUCCAACAGUCCGCAGAAUCAUAGAGCAAUCGGAAAAGUUGCUGCAGGAGCUGGGAAGUCCAUCUGUUUCUGUAGAGCGCUUUUGCACCGUGUUCAUAGACAAGGCGCGCGAGUCUGGAGACUUUUAUCUCGCGUAUCGGGAUUAUAUUGACCAGUUCGACUAUGCACAUCAGUGUUUACCAAAGUCCCCAAUCUUCCACGCUUUCAUGGAGAAACUGCGUCAAGAUCCUACGACAAGCUUCGAUACGUUGCGCGCCUUACCUGUUCAAAGACUACCUCGCUAUGUUAUGGCUCUUCAUACCAUUAUGCUGAAUACACUGACGUCCGAUCCAACCUUUCCCCUUGCGAUGGAAGCCCACCGGGCCAUGGAUGAGGCGACACGAAGAAUUGAUGAACGUCGACGUCAAUAUGAAGACUUCAAACUUCUUACAGAGGUGGAUCACAAGUUGAACCUCGGUGGUGCGAUAUCGAGCGCACAAGUCAAAUACAAAUGCGAGCUGCAUGUUGAGGAGAUAAACGACAAAAAAAUCCGUCUUCAUAAACGCAUCUUCCUUCUAUUCAGUAAUCUGUUACUGGUGCUGGAACGCAAAGAACAGCAGACGAAUAACCUUGCACGAAAAGGAGCCCGUGAGAAAACUUCUGAACGACCUCCGUACAUUAUUGAAGCCAUGCAUCCGGUGGCGAGUAUAACCGCAGUGGACCAACACGAUAAAGAGUUCAAGCUCAUUUGUUUGACUAACGGCCCACAUCAGCGUCGAGUGGCCUCCUACGAAGCAGAAUCUAAAGAAGCAAAAGAGUUUUUCCUGCGUGCCUUACGAGAUAUUGAGGUCAGAGCGAAGCUAGAGGCCAACAAGCUCAAAAAUGAGCCCUAUGCCGACCGCUUUGAUGACUUAGAUGUGUACUACAAUAUCAUGAACGCCAGCGAGUUGAACAAAAAAUUAUUGGGAUCUGUUGGCGUUGUGGUACUUGGGGAUCAUCAGUUGUUUGCUGACAUCUUGUCGCGAAGCAAAGACAGUUACUAUGCAAUGGGGUUUUUAGAAACCAAAGAUAUGGAGGCACGAUUAACAUUUGCGGUUCAUGAAAAAGCGCUUAACGCGCACGGUGAUCCAUUAAACCCCCAAAAUGUUCCAACAUGGAAUGAUCCUGCGAGCGUUCAGCAAAAACUUCUUUCGCAGGCUAGCAAAAUCGCCUCAUUCUUAUCGCACGAAGGACCGGAUCCGGACCGGUUUAAAACGAUAAUGGAACCUGCUUUACGCGACGUUUGCGAAAUCUACUACAAAGUUCGUCGGCCUUCAUUGAUGCACUCGCGCUCCUUCUCGUCCACCUCCUCUCUUCUUUCCUGGGCGUCCCGCAGCAGCGUUAGCAGCAUGGCCAGCGUGACCAGCAUAACCAGUGAGAAAAACGCAAACCUAACUCGACGCCCAUCCACAGUCAUGCGCAGGAUUACAAACGCAAUGAGAAGACCUGGGCCAGAUGCUUCUGGUGACAUUCCCUACAGAGCCGGCACGCCAGAACCUGGUGGUACAUACUCCGGAAGAUCUCCUGAGAGACGAAGCCGAAUACCUGUCAUUCCGGGCGCCGCACGUCCGUUUGGACCUGAUCGGACCUCACCACAAAAGAACGUACCGCCCCUUCCCCGCGGUAAUUUCCAGCGUCUCUUUCUUCGGGGGAAAAGCGUUGCUCCGUCACCCAACGAGAAACUUGUCCCAAUUCGUGUUCUGGAGGUGCUUCUGAAUUCAGUGGAGGAGCGAGGUCUGAACUGUAAGACCCUUUAUCGCGGCGGCGACACGCACGAUAUAAACAAGAUUGUGGAGGAUUUAGUUCUAAAAAAGCCACGCGCCGAAGCUCUGUCACGCCAUAUCGAAAAGAUCCCACCAGAACGACUGGCGCAGAUAACCAAGGGUUACAUUGCGACAGCCAACAACGGGAAUCUGUUAUGGCCAAAAGAGACUCUUGCUGAGAUACGUGGAUCAGCAAGAAUGCAGCAUCGUAGUCAUAUUGAUGAGGACUUUAUCGAAGCAAUUAAAUUUCCCAUUCGCAACCUACCCCUCACCAACCAACGAGCGUUAGCCAUGGUUUUCCUCCAUUGGCAGGGAAUAUCACGUCAAGCACACACUCAACUGGACGCACGUAAGCUGGCCGGUGUCCUUGCCCAGACGGUGAUGCGGGAAGAGACUGGGUGGGCCAUAGCGGCAACGGAAUGUAUCAUCGCCAAUGCCGACAAGCUGUUUGACAACAUAGAGGGACAUGUGCCGGUGCGACCAAUAACUCCAAGGCGCUCCGAAUCUAUGGUAUUUGAUAAACCUGAACACUCAACGACCCAACCAGAUUCGCUACAGCCAAGCGAUCACGAAAGCGACGUCGCGCAACCGCAGCAUAUUGAGCUUCCAACAAAUGUCACUGAUCAAGAAGCUGAUCAGGCUGUGGCAGUCAGCGCUCCUGGCUCUGUCAGUCAUUUAUUCGAGACUUCUACACCAUCAAGUGAUCUUCAAGUGCAAUCAACCGAAGCUAAUUUUGAAAACGUUCACCCCAUCGUUCCCGAGCAGCAUAUGCACCACGACCAAUCAGAGAGAUCGGAGAGUCAAGCACCCAUUGAACAAGAGGACGGCGAAAUUGUAGAGUCAGUAGCACCCCGAGAGGACAGCGACCACAACAUCUCGCCGGAAAUCAGUGCAGAAAUUGUGCCGCAACAACCUGAACACAGUAUACCUGAACUCAACAUGGGACAGCCGGUACCGAAGGACGUUGACGAUCUAACGGCAGCACACGAAGAACAAGACCGAGUGCAUCCAUCCGAAACAGAGCCGGAACAUGAUGAAAACGAGAUACCAGCCGACAAGGUUAUGCUCAGCCCGGCAGCUCAGGCGACCGAGGAGACCCCAUCAAGUCCUGCUAGCCUAGUAGAUCUUAAGGGUUCGACAGGCCUACUUAAGCAGCUGAAUGAAACUACGGAUUCAAGUUCUACAUUGGUUGUGAGACGCUGCGCCUCACUGCAGGAAGGGGACUUCGCUGAGUCGUUGUACUUAUCACGUAUUGAACUCGCCAACAAGAGUCUUCGCCUUGCAAAGACAACGUUAGAGAGUAAAAAAUCGGUCUUAGAAAAGGAGCUCUCGGAUUUGGGGGAGAUUCCGGCCCUGGUUACCGCGGAAGUACAUGAAGGGGCAGGCGAGAACCUGGAUACGGAACAAUUGUUGGUUCACCUGCCUGAACUUAGUGCCGUUGUGGAUGUCGAACGCCUGAGACCAGACUCGAUCGCGGAUGAGUUCAAGUUAGAGAUGGCUGCGUUUGUUAAAGGAGGAAGUAGCAUGACUAUCGCCUCGCAGAAGUCAGAUGAAGACUCCCAUACUGAACAAUCGACUAAUACUGAUCACCUGUUGAAACCAAAUGAUAGUGUAAAAGGAAUUGUCUCCUCCCGAUCUGCACCAUAUCUUUCCUUAAAUCCGCUUCCAUUGAAAGCCACCGGCAGUCCGAUGAUAGCAGCCUUGAUUGAAGAGAACAAGAAACUCCAACAAGAAAACCUAAAGUGCAUACGGGAGGUAUCUCGCCUAGAACAGCAGAAAUCUGCACUCCGCAUAGGCCUGCAAUCCAACGCCGAAGACAUAGCUCUGCCUGCCGAAAGCUAAAUAAUUCCGGGUGGGAAAUGCAAAAUAGAAUAAUGAUAUGCAAUGAAUAUAGAUUAAUGAAUAAGUUAUAUAUACAC